Molecule: messenger RNA, 1518 nt
Organism: Megalops cyprinoides (Indo-Pacific tarpon)
Lineage: Eukaryota; Metazoa; Chordata; Actinopteri; Elopiformes; Megalopidae
Gene: upk2
Exons: 6
Coding region: 159-710 (183 amino acids)
Source: RefSeq, a predicted model, not a curated record
CACUUUUUCAGGAGGAAUCGAACAUUCCAAAAAGAUGAAUUGUCAACCGUAACAAUGACAGGCGGGGAUGAAAAAUUUCCGUCUUAACGAAUCUUUAUCCAUCAUCAUUUUCAUAGGUUUGAGACACUUGACAGAGCUAGACUUUGGACUACCUCCAAAUGCAGACCAUGAAGAUCAUCAUUCUGGCCAUCUUUGGAGCAUUUCUCCACUUUGCAUAUGCAGAAUUCACAGUUAGCCUUCUAAUGGGUUCCGACGGAGUGGUAACCAGCACAUUCACAGACUCAGUGUUCCUCAGCCUACCACCAUGUUCUCUUGCGGGACAGAGUGUUAAUCUUCAGUAUAACAACACAGCCACAAAAGAGAUCAAGACUCUGCGUGAUAUAUUCAAGGUUCCACUGUGUCGGUUCAGGAGGGCUCUUGCUGUGGUCACUGAGACUAAUGGCCACUUCACUAUCACCAAAGAGCUAGGGUACCAAGUGAAAGACCUCACCAAUGGAACACAAUACAGCUUUCAAUAUAUUGUGGGAGCAGAGAGGAGCAAUGUUUUAGAAGCAACCACAAAAACAGCUUCUGAUUAUGCGCAGCUUGAUGAAGGGCUGCCAGCACACAGUGGCGCCAUGGUGGUGAUCACCGUCCUGCUUUCAGUGGCCAUGUUUCUCCUGGUCCUGGGCCUCAUCGUCACCCUGUUCCUUAGCAACUCUGAUGACUGAACUGUACCACAGCAUUAUUGCUUGUUGGUUAAAAAUGUACAUACCAUAACAUUUCUAAGAAUUGCAUUUUUUCCUGUUGUAUAUUAUUAUGAGGUCUAUAUUAUUCUGUGGUCCUAGCAUUUUGAGUUCAGAUGUAUAGUGUAUAUUCUAAAAAGAACCACAAAAUAAGCAAAUGCACAUCCAUUUACAACAGACAUUUACAUAUUUGAAUUAGCUGUGUGGUAUGAAUCAGGGGGCUCAUUUUAAAAAUCACUAAUAACAGAAAAUAACAGAGAUGGUUGUGUGACAGUUUGCCUUUUAUUUGGCCCUGCAUCUUUAGGAAAUCUUGUAAUGUUGCUGUACGUUACAAUAGUGAUGCAAAUGUGCAUGGAAUGUUGGGAAGUUGAACCUCUUUUCUUUGGGAUGUUGCCUGUUCUUUUAUCCCCACGUCGACCAAAAACCAUGACAAAAACAUCCAAGUUGGCCGUUAUUUGUAAUCUUACCAAUUUCUUUAUUAAACCCAGAGGUGUACUGCCACUACAAGCUAGUGGAGUUGCACAUUCUCCUGAACCUCUGAACCUCACUGCCAUUACCAGGGUGGUAGCGAGGGCUAUCUGGCUAACUGUCACAGUUGCAGGUUGAUUUCUGUGUGGUGCACUGCUGUUGUAUCAGUGAGCAAGAUAUUUCAUGUAAAUUGCUUUAGCAUCUAUCUCAGUGCCUGCAUAGAAUAUAUGUAAAGUGUAAGUGGUGUAAAUGGCCAUGCAACACUGUCUGCAAGGUAACAGUGCCAUGUGUUUGACAGCCAAUACUAUAAAUGAAUUAAUGUAAA